AUGAAGCCCCAACAGGCUUUGAAUUCACAGCUAUCAUAAGUCAUUGAUAGUAUGGGAGCUGCAAGUGGAAAAGCUUAAGCUUUGCCCUAACCAAUCACAACUUUAGGGAAAGUAGCAGCUAAUGGCCAUCGAGUCUAUGUAAAAAUAUCUGGAAAUACUUGCAUCGGAUUCAUCAAAGUAGGAACUAAAAAGCUGUUUGUACGAAAUAGAUCGGGGGCUAUUAUUGAAAUGGCUCCCUUAUCAGUGCUAGAUUUUUAUGUCCAUGAAAGUGUAUAAAGAGGAGGGCAUGGCAAAGAUUUAUUUGAGAAAAUGCUUUCAAGUGAGAAUGUAGAACCGAGAAAGCUUGCUUACGAUAGACCAUCUAAUAAAUACAGAGCAUUUUUAGCUAAAUACUAUAACCUCAGAAAUUAUGUACCAUAAAACAACAAUUAUGUAGUAUUUGACGAUUACUUCGAAGACAGAAGUGGACCUUAAGCCAGUCCUAUAUCAUAAGUUCAAUUGAAAAAUGAUUUACACUAGAGAUAAAGCUCACAGUCAACAAUAUAAAAGCAUGGUUAUAAUUAACCAUAAUAGCUACAUACAAUGACUAAUUUUUCAAAUACAGGAUCAUUAGUUAGUAGCAGUAGCUCAGGUAGAAUGUUUUCUAACUUGGGAAGAGAUCUUAUGAAUACUAACACACACGAUUCUAGAUUUCAUACUGCUUUUGGACCUUAAGGCUUUCAUUCUAGCUUUCAAGGAAGAAAUAGUCCACUUUAGACAGUCAAUGAAGUUCCAACCAAAAAUGGAUCAAUAUUAAAUCACUUAGGUGACUAAGGAUACUCUCCUUUCAAGGCAUUUUAAAAUAAAUAACAAUCUACAGUUGGUAUACUUUAAUCAAGUCAGAUGGAAGCUUAAUAAUCAUAAUAGCAUAAUCCAAUUGUAUAAAAGCAUUCUAGUCUUCCACCUAGAAACUAAUCUAAUUCAAACUCAAAUUAGUACCUCAAUUCAUUCUAUGCAGAGAUGCCAAAAUCAAACCUACAAAUAACUUCAGUUACCAACUGGAACAAGCCUGGUUAGUAAGGACUAAUGCAUGAGAAUACAUUUUCUCCAUUAGGAGGAACAUAUAAUAAAACUUUAUUCAAUCCUAUGAGUGGAGGAUAAAUUACUAUGCAAUCAAACUUUAAUAUUAAUCGUCAGUUCUGA
This is a messenger RNA of Stylonychia lemnae, 1182 nucleotides long. The record is from the annotation of a GenBank genome assembly. Lineage: Eukaryota; Ciliophora; Spirotrichea; Sporadotrichida; Oxytrichidae.